AUGUUGCGUAGUCAAUCCAUUUCAAAUAUUGAAGAUCAUCGUAAUUCUAAAUCAUUCUUCAGUGCAUUUAGAUCUAAAAGAAGUCAGAAUCAACUACGACCACUGGUGGGACAACCACAAUCUCCAGAUGCAACCAAUUUUCGUAAAAUAUCUCGUCCAUUAAGUAUCUAUCAUUUAUCAACUCUAGAUAUCAAUGAUGACGAUAAAGAAAAUAAAAUUGAGGAAAAACCAUUAGCAACAAAAUCAAGCAAUUCAACUUUAAAUACAAAUAAAAUGAUUGAACAUUCAACCGUUCCUGUCAGAUCAAUUGCUCAUGGUCGCAAAAAGAGUUUUCGAAACUCGAUGAUAUUCAAUAACUUUAUGGCUUCGAAACUUGGACCAGAAGAGGUUGAAAAAGAAGCCCAACAACAACAAAUACAAGCCCUUCAUCAACGCAGUAUGUCUUUAGCGACGCUUCCAACAACCACCGAAGAACAUUCUCCAAGAUCAAUUGACAUUAAUACAGAAUCAAUUUUUGACAGAUCAUCAGUCACAUUUGAUGAUGGAGAAGAGAAUGAUGAUGAGAGCUUUUCUUUAUCUUCAAGUUCAAUUCAUUCAUUCUCGGAAAUUAUAGGUGAAAAUAAUACAACUUCGGAGACUGUGGAUUCAAGUGCUGGUUCUUCUUCAAAUAUAUCGAAAUUACCUCGUACAUCUAAUUUAUAUAAUAUGAAUCAAUUCAUCAAAGAAAUUAAUGAGAAUGGUAAUUUACUACCUUUAAGUAAUCGAGCCUCAAUUGAAUUUGAAAAUAAUGAAAUAAAAAAAUUGAAUGAAAAAUUGAAUGAACAAAACCCAAAUGAUUUGAUUUCUAAUAUUUCAUUAAUUGAAAAUAUUAUCUUUAUAACAAGUAAAGUUACCGAUAAUGAAGGAAAUAAUAAUGAAUUUAUUAAAUCUUUAGAAGAUAUUGAUUAUGAUGAUAUUUUGAAGAAUGAAAAAUACUAUUCGUUUGCUGAUGCUACCGAUGACGACCCGUUGCUUUUAAAGUGGUAG
Messenger RNA from Hemisphaericaspora subhashii, 1026 nucleotides. RefSeq lists its product as uncharacterized. The record is from RefSeq and is a predicted model, not a curated record. The coding region runs from base 1 to 1026 and encodes 341 amino acids. Lineage: Eukaryota; Fungi; Ascomycota; Pichiomycetes; Serinales; Debaryomycetaceae. The transcript has a single exon.